GUCUUUCAGUAUUCCCGUAGAUUUUCCCAGAGAUUUUCCGAAUCCGGCGGCGGAAAUCAGAAUUUUUUUUUCCGGAAGCUACUGUAAUGGGAAGAGGAAGACAAAGAGGUCGUUCUCAGAGGAAGCAUUUCAAAGAAAGCAGAGAGAAUGUCUGGAAACGUCCCAAAUCCGAUGAUACCGUCGACGCUUCCGGCAACGCCGUUCCGGAAAAACCCACCUGGGAACCGAUUUUGACUGAUAACCCUAAUUUCGAGGAAUAUUACAAGGAACAAGGGGUAGUGAAAGCAGAAGAGUGGGAUUUGUUCAUGGAGAUUCUUCGUAAACCUUUGCCUGCUGCGUUUAGGGUUAACUCCAAUAGCCAAUUUUGCGAUGAUAUUAUAUCGAUCUUGGAGAAUGACUUCGUGAAAUCUCUUCAGGCACAGGCCAUAGAAGAUGGUGAAUUAGAGGCUAUUAAGCCCUUGCCUUGGUAUCCGAAGAAUCUCGCUUGGCAUUCUAAUUUUUCUCGAAAGCAGAUUAGGAAAAAUCAGACACUCGAGAGGUUUCAUGAAUUUCUGAAACUAGAAAAUGAAGUUGGAAACAUGACCAGGCAGGAAGCUGUUAGCAUGGUACCUCCUCUCUUCCUCGACGUACAUCCAGAUCAUUUCGUACUUGACAUGUGUGCUGCUCCGGGUUCCAAAACAUUUCAGCUGCUUGAGAUUAUACAUGGAGCAUCAGAACCAGGAACUCUACCUAAUGGAAUGGUGGUGGCUAAUGAUGUCGAUUUCCAAAGAUCUAACCUUCUUAUUCACCAAACAAAGCGAAUGUGCACAGCCAACUUGAUAGUGACUAAUCAUGAAGGGCAACAGUUUCCCGGUUGCCGCUUGAACAAAUCCCGAGCUUCCGAGAAAGGAUUAAGUGAAGAUAUGCCCAUCAAUCAACUUUCCUUUGACCGUGUUCUUUGCGAUGUUCCAUGCAGUGGUGAUGGUACACUGCGCAAGGCUCCAGACAUCUGGCGAAAAUGGAAUUCUGGAAUGGGCAAUGGACUUCAUAGCCUACAAGUUAUUCUUGCUAUGAGGGGUUUAUCUCUGUUGAAAGUUGGUGGGAAAAUGAUAUACUCAACCUGCUCAAUGAAUCCAAUUGAGGAUGAAGCCGUUGUUGCUGAGAUUCUUCGAAGGUGUGGAGACUCUGUUGAACUUGUAGAUGUUUCCGAUAAGCUUCCUGAACUUAUACGAAGACCAGGUCUUAAGACAUGGAAGGUGCGUGAUAAAGGUGGGUGGUUUACUUCUUACAAAGACGUUCCUCAAAACCGUAGAGGCGGAGUUCUUGUGAGCAUGUUUCCUUCUGGGCAAAAUAUCAAGGACUCAACUGAAACAACGCAAGAAAAUGAGAAUGGUGGUGUUAACGGCUGUGAAGAUGGAUCCAAAGAAACUGUGGUGGAUGCUAUUCCUGAUGAACCAGUUGUUGAAGUCUCUGAUCUUCCACUUGAACGUUGCAUGAGGAUAGUGCCUCAUGAUCAGAACACCGGAGGCUUUUUCAUCGCCGUCCUUCACAAAGUUUCGCCCUUGCCAGAGUUUCAGGAGAAACCAAAUCCGAGAAAGCACCCAUCUACUAAAACUGCUGAUUCAACAGAAAAAUCUCCGGCUGAAGAAGCGGUUGUUACUGUUGAUGUUGAACCAGCAGAGAGUGCAGUUGAAAAAGUCACAGAAGCAAAUUCAAACAAUGAGAAAGACGAAAGCUUGGAGCCUGAGAAGAAAAACACAGAGGGAGAAAGCAUCACUGAAGAGAAAGAAGCCAAUUCAAGUAACGUGGGAGGCAAGAGAAAAGUACCGAUGCAAGGGAAGUGGAAAGGCUUCGACCCAAUUGUUUUCUUGAAAGACGAAACACUAAUCAACAGCAUCAAGGAGUUUUACGGAAUCAAAGACGAAUCAUUUCCACUGUAUGGUCAUCUCGUGGCAAGAAACACCGACACGAGCAGCGUGAAAAGGAUUUACUAUGUUUCGAAAUCAGUCAAGGAAGUUCUUCAGCUGAAUUUCGCAGUCGGACAGCAGCUUAAGAUCGCAUCUGUUGGUCUCAAGAUGUUUGAGAGACAAUCAGCAAAAGAAGGUUCAAGCAAGCCGUGCUCGUUCCGUAUAUCAUCCGAGGGGCUACCUGUGAUCCUUCCAUACAUCACCAAACAAAUACUUUAUACUCCAAUGGCGGAUUUCAAACAUCUUUUGGAAUACAAAUCGAUCAAGUUUCCGGAUUUUGUCAAUCCACAAUUAGGCCAGAAAGCAAUUGACCUUGUCUUGGGAUGCUGCGUGGUGAUUCUCAGCGACGGUGAAGAACCGGCGAAAGUGGAUGCAUCGACAAUAGCCAUCAGUUGCUGGAGAGGGAAGAACAGUUUGGGUGUUAUGGUCACUGCUGCGGAUUGUCAAGAGCUGCUUGAGAGACUUGCAGAGAGAACUACAAAAACCGAAGUUGGUUCGGUAAAUGGAAGCAAUGGUGAUCAAGGUGGUCCUCAAGCUAUGGAGACAGCUUGAAAACCCUUAAUAAACUCAUCAUAACUUCAUAUUUGUACUUCUCUGUUGUGUUUUUUAUUUAUUUAUUAUAAUUCACUUUCCUCCCUCCAAAUUUCUUUUUCAUAUAAGCACCAUGCAUGAUGACUUUUGAUGAAUGGAUGACAGACAAAAAAUGAAAGCUUUAUA
This is a messenger RNA of Eutrema salsugineum, 2663 nucleotides long. Its product is annotated as tRNA (cytosine(34)-C(5))-methyltransferase. The record is from RefSeq and is a predicted model, not a curated record. Lineage: Eukaryota; Viridiplantae; Streptophyta; Magnoliopsida; Brassicales; Brassicaceae. The transcript is spliced from 15 exons. Gene Ontology annotation, biological process: RNA methylation. The coding region runs from base 87 to 2498 and encodes 803 amino acids. Gene Ontology annotation, molecular function: RNA binding; tRNA (cytidine-N5)-methyltransferase activity.